ACCUAUUUGUAUAUUUAAAAUUGUAAAAUUCAGAAUUUUCAAUUUUAACGAUUGAUCAUUCUGAAAUUGAAGUAUUUGAUAAUGGUUUAAAUUAAAUUAUUUUUAUCUAUUAAUUAUUAAAUGUAAAAUUUGAAGCUUGAUCGUUUAAAUCGACUAAAUCAUCUUCAUGUGUACACAGAAAAUAAUAGUUUUUGAAGUUUUUUAAAAUAUAAUUACUAUAGAAAUCAUAUUAUUGUUUUUAAUUAUUAAAAAAGUGGUAUUUCUAACCAGAAUUGAAGAUGGUGCGGUAUAAGAACCGUUAUAUGGUCAUUCAAUUAAGAACUUUGGAAAAUGACAAUUUAGAUUUAAAAAUUUCUGUUAAAGAAUUACAAAUUUCAGUAUUAAAUAUGAUUAAAUCAUUACACGGAGAUUUUGGAGCUGGAGCUAUUAAAACAUGUUUUAAAGUUCGUUAUUGUAAUCCAACUACAAAAAUUAUCAUUUUUAAAACCAGACACGGUCCUCAUAAAUUUCUCUCUUCAGUUGUACCAUUUAUUAAUAAACUCCAAGAAAAACAAAUUCAAUUAUCAACAAUUUAUACUGGGGCAUCUAUGUUUCAAUGUUAUAAAUUUAUUCAGAAUUAUCAAAAAAAUCUUGUAAGAAAAAUGACUGAUACAAUAAGUGAGAAAACCAAAGAAAAAAUGUUAAAAAUCUCUAAUAUAGCAAAAUUCUAAUUUUUCAAAAGAUUGAUUGUUUAAAAUUUUAUUUAAAAACCCAUUAGUUAAUGUGCUAUUGGGAAGAAUAGUUGGAAAAUAAUAAAUAUUUACUUAUAUGUCCAUAAUACAUUUACAAAGUAUAAAAUAUAAAUUGUAUUUACAAAUGAUUAA
Molecule: messenger RNA, 863 nt
Organism: Aphis gossypii (cotton aphid)
Lineage: Eukaryota; Metazoa; Arthropoda; Insecta; Hemiptera; Aphididae
Gene: Pop5
Product: ribonuclease P/MRP protein subunit POP5
Exons: 4
Coding region: 279-710 (143 amino acids)
Biological process (GO): tRNA 5'-leader removal
Cellular component (GO): ribonuclease P complex
Molecular function (GO): ribonuclease P RNA binding
Source: RefSeq, a predicted model, not a curated record